UUUCAACAGGAACAAGAGAUUUGCUGAAAGAAACCAAACAGCUCCACCUUCAACAGAGCAGGACAGAAAGUAUCUUCAUUCUGGGCUGAAAGUUACCUACAAUUAUACAUAAGGUAAUAAAAAAGAUGAAAACUACUGGUACAUUACUGUGGAUCCUGUUGCUUCAACUGCAGAAGAGUCUUGGUCAACUUCAAGUAUUUAAUGAUGAGAAGACACUCCAUCUCCCUGAUUCUUACAACAUUGGCUGGAUGCAAACUCUCCAUGAUGACAAGUCAAUUUCUGACAUCACCAUUCCUGGUACCCAUGACACCAUGGCUCUCUAUGGAGGACCAUUAGCAGAAUGUCAGGCAUGGUCACUGAUGGACCAACUAAAGUCUGGAAUACGUUAUCUGGAUCUUAGAGUUUCUGAGUACGACUUGCAUAUUAUGCAUGGAAUAACUUACCAACAUACAUCAUUCCCUGAAGUUCAAAAGACAAUCAGGGAUUUCUUAUCUAAUUACCCCACAGAGAUAGUGCUUGUCAGCGUAAAGCCUGCUUUUUUCUUUGAAACCAAAGUUACAGAUUUGGUUAAAAGAGAGAUUGAUUCUUCUAUUAGCUGGGUCAGUUCAUCAGUACCAAGAAUUGGUGAAGUAAGAGGAAAGAUUGUGUAUGUUCAGAAUAGCAAUUUUAGACUGGGUGUUCCUCUUUCUGAAACGGAUGAGGAUGGUGACUAUAGAGUAAGUCGUGUUGAAGAAAAGGAGGAGAAAAUUAAGAAUCACUUGAAUCAUGCUCUAGAGACAUGUAGAGAUGGGUGUGUUGUUCUGAGCUUUUCAAGUGGCACAGGACUUGGUACAUGGAUGGGUGCAUUGAGGGGUUUAACCCCAAAAAGAGUAGCAGAGGAAAUUAACCCUUUUCUGUAUAAUUAUUUGAAUGAGAAUGCUAAACCACAAGAGCCCAAAACUAGUUUCGGGAUUAUAGCAAUGGACUUUCCAGGCACUGAUUUGAUUCAAAAGAUCAUUUAUCUUAAUUAACUCAUAAAAAUACCUCAUUAUAGGAAAGGAGAGCAUCAAACAGACAUUCAAGUUACAUUUAAACUGGUAUAACUCUGUGUAUAACACAAGGGCUGCAGUUAGAGGACUUUUAUCCAGACCAGUCAAUUCUUCAACACUGACUGGAUCAAUCACUUGGGACACAGGCAUCCCGGUUGGCAGGCUGGAACCACCUUUCGCCAAGUGGAGUGGGUGAAGAUAGACAGUGAAAGUGGGGACACAAGAACAGGUCAUAAAAACCACAAACCUCAACACUUAUAAGGUUGCAAAAACACACAAACAUAACCUUUGUUUGGGACAUGGUGAUAAGAAGACGGACCCAAAGUCCCUAACACUUUUCAUCAUUUGUCAGAUAGAAGUCAAAACUCGCUCUUGGAAGAAAUUUCACAUGAAUAAACAUUCAAUUUAUCUCGGUUUGAGGGUGGGGGGAUUUGUAUAUGCUAACUGAUGGAAGGCGGUGUGAAGAGGGUUCACUGUAAAAAAAUUGGGAUGGGGCACCAGAAAUAUACAGUAAUAAUAACCUGUUUUGUCCUGUUGUGAAAAUUACAUGUUUUCUUAUAAAUUUGCUGUCUCUUUCGGUAAUUUACCAAAACAGUACAAUUUUUGGACACUAAACUUGAAAAAUAUUUUCUUUUGCUCAUAAUAACACUAAAUCAAAUGCAUGAUUUUUAAAAUGGCCAAUGCAAAAUAUUUUAUGACUGGUUAUUAUGACCGUAUCAUUUUAUCAAUCUUAUUUUAUGAUUAUAUGAUUUUUAUAGUUUAUUCUAUUUCGAUACACUGCACAAUGACUUUCUUGACCCUUCACGUCAGUAAGUAGGCCCCCUGCUUGUUUGGUUCUGAAAUAUUUUAAGUUUCAGUAUGAGUCUGUUUAUCGUAAAAUUACAUCUGACUAGUAACUAUAUGAAGUCUUUCAUUAAUCCAAUCCAGUUAAUGUUUAUAUCAGCAUAUGUUCAUUAGUUAUCUGUCUAUAUAAUAUAUAUUUGUUUCCUUAUUAAAGUUGAGAAUAAAUUGAGUCUCUCUAUGGUU
Messenger RNA from Triplophysa dalaica, 2054 nucleotides. RefSeq names its product 1-phosphatidylinositol phosphodiesterase-like. Gene Ontology annotation, biological process: lipid metabolic process. Gene Ontology annotation, molecular function: phosphoric diester hydrolase activity. The transcript has 3 exons. The record is from RefSeq and is a predicted model, not a curated record. The coding region runs from base 126 to 1010 and encodes 294 amino acids. NCBI's taxonomy places the organism in Eukaryota, Metazoa, Chordata, Actinopteri, Cypriniformes, Nemacheilidae.